Molecule: messenger RNA, 1642 nt
Organism: Actinia tenebrosa (Australian red waratah sea anemone)
Lineage: Eukaryota; Metazoa; Cnidaria; Anthozoa; Actiniaria; Actiniidae
Source: RefSeq, a predicted model, not a curated record
UUUUACCCCUUGCCCGCAUUCGCCGAAGAUUACUUCAUAGUGAGUCAUCGCUCUUGAAUUUGACAUUUAGUAAAUAAGCUUAUCCCACGGAUUGUUUCUCGGUAAGGAUUUUUUUCAAACUUGAACAAAGGGAAAACAAAAUUUGUUCAAGAUGAAUGGUGCCACUGCUGUAGUAUUGGUCUUGUUUUGUGUCAUUUCUCAAUCACUCGCUCAGACACCAGCAAAGGCAAAAAAUUCUACCAAGCCUACGCCAAAGCCCACGGUCCCCCCUGGACAGCUGAAAUGUCGUGUAUUUAACAUUACUAUCAAACUGACAAACACCAGCUUUAGCGAAGAUUUUCAAAACGUGCACUCAAAAGACUUCACCAACACAAGAAUAGAGCUUGAAGCUGGAAUCCACCAAGCAUUCGAUGGAUAUAAACCUUUCCAGGCUCUUAAAGUGCAUCAAUUUACAAAAUCCGCCGACGGCAAAGUCCUAGCGCAUUUCUACCUUGAGUUUAAAGGAAAUGGAACUCACCUUAAGAAUCUGAUAGCCGCACUAGCAAAGGGAAAACUUGGAGUUCUGACAGUCCAGCCAACUUUAGUCAAAGCAGGUUGUUUCGUGAACACUCCAGUUCCCAUGGUGUGUUCCUACCCAUGCCCAACAGUAUGUGCACCAAGCUGCUCUUCUCUAUGCUGUGGCCAGUAUCAGCCCCCACCCGUGAUGCUACCUCCCCCACCACCUCCACCACCACCACCACAGUGUCCCGGUCCAUGCAGUCCUGCAUGUGCACCAACAUGCUCCCCAGCAUGCUGCCAGACCGCAUAUUAUUCACCCUAUGGGAAACGUCAUCACGCCCCAAAACCAAACAAAGAAGAUGUUCAGAAGCUAAGAAAGCAUCUUCUCAAGAAGCACGCCAAGAAACACUAAUAAAUUAAAGUUCUCAAAUUAUUCCAUCUUCAAAACCCCUUUAUGGGAUUCCUGUGUCCUAUCAACGAGUCUUUGGAUUGAUUGUCAUUUUAUGAAGAUGUUUAAUGCUGUUUUUGGUAUUUCCUUAUGGUUCCUUUGGUAAGGGUUGUAAUCUUAGCCUCUCACCGCAUUAAGCUUUUAGACGACAUUCUAUCUCAAAGCUCCGUUUGAAGUUUCUGCCUAGUAAGCUCAAAAAAAAUUCUGAAGCUUUAUCUCGAAAAGAAAAACGUUUUGCACUAUGAAAAUAAACUUUUUUCUUUCUUUUUCUUUUUCUUUUUGGUGUUGGUGGUUAGCUGUUUUACCUAAAGAAACAAAACGUUUGCUCACAAAAGAAUACUCAGGCAGACGAUUAGAGUUAUCAAGUUCUUGAAGUUGUCAAAAUCCAACGUAUCAUUUUCUUAUUUUCCAAAAAGUCUCACGAGCCGUUGGAGAGGGUGGAAAAUUACACUGAAACAAGCUGGUUUUUGAUAACUUUAGAAAUUUCUAGUUCAGUGGAAAAUCUUAAAGAUUCAAAUAUGAUGUUCAAUGUCAUUUUUAACAUUUUCCAUUUUAUGCCAUGACACUAGUUCGAAUGGGAGGGAUUACUUAACACGUUUUAGUGUGUGUAUGUAUAUAAAAACAUACUAUAUAGCGUUAGAUACAAGUAUUAAGGAAAUGUAAAUUAACAUUAAAAGAUGAAAUAUUCUAAACUGA